Quercus robur (English oak) is the source of this 671-nucleotide messenger RNA. RefSeq lists its product as uncharacterized. The record is from RefSeq and is a predicted model, not a curated record. The transcript is spliced from 4 exons. Gene Ontology annotation, molecular function: ubiquitin binding. NCBI's taxonomy places the organism in Eukaryota, Viridiplantae, Streptophyta, Magnoliopsida, Fagales, Fagaceae. Bases 76 to 342 code for a protein of 88 amino acids. Gene Ontology annotation, biological process: proteasome-mediated ubiquitin-dependent protein catabolic process; ubiquitin recycling. Gene Ontology annotation, cellular component: cytoplasm; nucleus.
UUUUGUGAGAAACAAAUGUGUGGUAUUGUUGAUAAGCAAGAAGAAGUAAUUUGAUACUUUCUGUAAAAGAGUUUGAUGACGAAGUUUAUGCGGAUCAAUGGCAGAACCAACUCCUUUGUAGCAAAUCAUUUAUCCGAGUCUCUACAAUGCUUGGCUAGCACAUUAAGACGUUGGAGAAGUGGCCAACCUUCAGAAUCCUGGGAGGCUCAUAAGGCAGCAAUCCAAGCACUCAUAAAGCUGCCUUCAGGCGAGCUUGUUACAGGUUCAAGUGAUACAACUUUAAAACUUUGGAGAGGAAGCAAAUGUACACAUACUUUUGUUGGGCAUACAGAUCAAAUAUAGGCUGAUGCACUUGUUCUGAGGGGGAUCAGUUGCACAUUUGAGGAAGGGCACAAAAUACGUAUUGUUGGCAGAAUUGGCAGUGGCAAGACCACUCUCAUAGAGAUGAACCUGUUUUGUCCAGUGGAGCUAGCUAGAGGGACCAUUGUAAUGUAUCUAUUGAAACCUGUAGUAUUCCAUGUAAUGUUCACGAGAUUACGUAACUUUUAAAUUUUAAGUGUUCAUUUUUUUUCUAAUUCAGGAAAAUACUACAAGGUACAUCAUAAUUUUAGGGUUUUAUUUACUGUGUUUGGGAUUCAAGAACCUUUAUAUAGCUGUGUUAUUUGUUUUUU